AUGCACUGCCCGAGACUGGCCCUGGGCCUGGGAUUCUGCCUGCUGUUGGGCAUCACCCUCUGCUCUCUGUGGGUGUACGCCGAGGACUGGCUGCUGGUCUCCUACGUCCCCUAUUAUCUCCCUUGCCCAGAGAUCUUCAACAUGAAGCUUCAGCACGAGGAGGAGCCGUCCCAGCCCGUGGCACAGUCACAGUACCCUCAGCCCAAGCUGCUGGAGCAAAAGCCCACAGAGCUGCUGACACUCACACCCUGGCUGGCACCCGUCGUCUCCGAGGGAACCUUCAACGCCGAGCUUCUGCAUCACAUCUACCAGCCGCUGAACCUGACCAUCGGGCUCACGGUGUUUGCUGUGGGGAAGUACACCCGGUUCGUCCAGCACUUCCUGGAGUCGGCCGAGCGGUUCUUCAUGCGGGGGUACCGCGUGCACUACUACAUCUUCACUCACGACCCCCAGGCCAUUCCUCAGGUCCCGCUGGGCCCCGGCCGCCACCUCAGCAUCAUCCCGGUCCCCGGGCCCUCCCAGUGGGAGGAGGCCUCCAUGCACCGGAUGGAGGUCAUCAGCAUGCACAUCGCCAAGAGGGCGCACCGGGAGGUGGACUACCUCUUCUGCCUGAACGUGGACACGGAGUUCCGGAACCCGUGGGGCCCCGAGACCCUGGGGGACCUGGUGGCCGCCAUCCACCCGGGCUACUUCACCGUACCCCGCCACCAGUUCCCCUACGAGCGCCGGCCCGUCUCCACCGCCUUCGUGGCCGACGGCGAGGGGGACUUCUACUAUGGCGGGGCGGUCUUCGGGGGGCGGGUGGCCAGGGUGUAUGAGUUCACCAGGGGCUGCCACAUGGGCAUCCUGGCGGACAAGGCCAACGGCAUCCUGGCAGCCGGGCAGGAGGAGAGCCACCUGAACCGCCGCUUCCUCUCACACAAGCCCUCCAAGGUGCUGUCCCCCGAGUACCUCUGGGACGACAGGCAGCCCCAGCCCCCCAGCCUGAAGCUGAUCCGCUUCUCCACCCUGAACAAGGACACCGCCUGGCUGCAUAGCUGA
This is a messenger RNA of Rangifer tarandus platyrhynchus (Svalbard reindeer), 1041 nucleotides long. The record is from the annotation of a GenBank genome assembly. Lineage: Eukaryota; Metazoa; Chordata; Mammalia; Artiodactyla; Cervidae.